AUGGAGCCCCGGGGCACCAAGCGGGGAGCUGGGAAGGUAGAAGGAGCCGAACCGCGGAACAAACCCCCGCGCCCCGCGCCCUCGCUGCCCACGGAGCCCGCCCUCUACUCCGGGCCCUUCCCGUUCUACCGGCGCCCGUCCCAGCUGGGCUGCUUCUCCCUGGACGCGCAGCGCCAGUACCACGGCGAUGCCCAGGCCUUGCGCUACUACAGCCCACCCACCGCUGGUCAGGGCCCCAACUUCGACCUCCGAGAGGGGUACCCCGACCGGUACCAGCCGCGGGACGAGGAGGUGCGAGAGGGCCUGGACCACCUGCUGCGCUGGCUCCUGGAGCACCGCGGCGGACUGGAGGGGGGUCCCGGCUGGCUGGCAGGGGCCAUCGUGACGUGGCGGGGACACCUGACAAAACUGCUGACGACACCGUACGAGCGGCAGGAGGGCUGGCAGCUGGCGGCCUCCAGGUUCCAGGGGACGCUGUACCUGAGUGAGGUGGAGACGCCGGCUGCUCGCGCGCAGAGGCUCGCCCGGCCGCCGCUCCUCCGCGAGCUGAUGUACAUGGGGUACAAGUUCGAGCAGUACAUGUGUGCAGACAAACCUGGAGGCUCCCCCGACCCCUCUGGGGAGGUUAACACCAACGUGGCCUUCUGCUCUGUGCUACGCAGCCGCCUGGGAAGCCACCCUCUGCUCUUCUCGGGGGAGGUGGACUGCACAGACCCCCAGGCCCCAUCCCCGCAGCCCCCCACCUGCUAUGUGGAGCUGAAGACCUCCAAGGAGAUGCACAGCCCUGGCCAAUGGAGGAGCUUCUACAGACACAAGCUCCUGAAAUGGUGGGCUCAGUCAUUCCUCCUGGGAGUCCCCAAUGUUGUCGCUGGCUUCCGCAACCCGGAGGGCUUCGUCUGUUCCCUCAAGACCUUUCCCACCAUGCAGAUGUUUGAGCACGUCAGGAAUGACCGUGACGGCUGGAGCCCUUCCGUGUGCAUGAACUUCUGUGCCGCCUUCCUCAGCUUUGCCCAGAACACAGUCGUGCAGGACGACCCCAGGCUUGUCCACCUCUUCUCCUGGGAGCCUGGCGGCCCAGUCACCGUGUCUGUACAUCGGGACACACCCCAUGUCUUCCUGCCCACAUGGUACGUGGAAGCCAUGACUCAGGAGCUCCCGUCGCCCCCCAAGACACCGUCCCCUAAGGACCUAUACUUCAGGGGGGCUGGUCCUGUCUCUGUGCAGUUAAAGGCAGAUUUCUAGGUGGUUCUCCCUGCUGUGUCUUUGAGCUGUCACCCUGCCCAGCACCUCAGUACACACAGGCGGUUUGCUGUUUUAUUAUUCCCCAUGGGGCCAUUCACUGCGUGUAGAGGCUAGCUGCAAAGACGAUGUCCCUCCGCAGCAGGGUAGCUGCCGUCUCCAUCUUGGCACCCAGCACAGGCUCGCCGACCAGGCGGGCCGCCCCUCGCAGUGAGCGACACAUCUCGGCCAGGCGCUGGAUGCAGCGGACCACCAGGCCCUCGGGCGUCCCCGAGAGCCCUGCCAACUCCGAGAAGGGCUGUGGGGGAAGCCGGGUGGGGACUAAAUUUGAUAGACCUGGGCAGGCUCUCCCCAACCUUCUGCAAAACCCCAAAUCCAGUUACUCACCAUGCCCCGGGCCCACUCGUACACAACCCCGACCAGCCCGAAAUUCAGCUCCCCUACAAAUUCUUCCACUGUCUGGUUCAGGCCACAGGCCACCUGGACCUCACCAAUCCGCUUGGCCACCGCGCGGACACGUUCCACUCCCUGCAGGUGGGGAAGGACAGGUUAAGACCCCCUUCCUGCUCCAGGACUAGGGAGGCUCAGAUCAAGGAAGAAGCCAUUCCAGCUCUUCGGGGCACGUACAGGGUUGGAGAGGUCACGGGGGACCCUGGGGGUGGGGCCUGGGAAUGCUGCAGCCUGGGGAGGGGGGGCCCAAUACCUGUUUGAGGGUACUUGGGAGCUGCUCCCCAGUGUCCCCGGGGCUCUGGCAGACCAGGCCGGAGAGCAGGGCUGCUAUCUCCUCCGGCCGCAGGGCACUCAGAGCGUUGUCGAACAUGAGCUCGGUGAGGAGCAGCUCAUGGCUGCUCAUGGCACAAGCCACGCGCCCCGCCAGCUUCACCGUGCCCGCCUCGUCUACAUAGCCCAGAGUUCGGAGCACCUGGACGGAAGAUGGCGGGUGUCGGGAGCCUGCUGUUCUCCCUCACUAGCCCCCCACACUGCUCUCACCUCUACUCGCUGGUGGUACUCGGGGAGCAGCAGCAGCGACUGGUCUGACAGCAGGAAGCGCAGCCGCUCUAUCUCCUUCUGUAGCUGCCUUCGCUCCUGCAGCUUCAGGUACUGUGGAGAGCCACAGCAGGGCGGGUCAGCUCUCCCUCGCCCUCCACGGGGCUUGAGGACCAGGGCUGACAUGGGGGUGGGCAGCCUACAGGGGACCAGAGAGAAAAGGCUUAAAGCUGGCAUCCAGGGCCCUACCUGGGCAGGGAAACGGGGGCUGUGCACGCACUGAGCCCCCCGGAUCAACUCCUCUAGCUUCCGGGCCCGGAGUCCUCCCUCAACCACUGACACAUCCUUAAGCUGCAAGUCGUUGACAGGGUCAAGGGUAGGGGGUCCUGUCGGGUGGGCCUGAGCCAGGCGCAGCAAUUCCUGGGCAGCAGUGGUCACAGCAGCGAGGGGAGGGUCCUUCCUGAGGAAGGAGCAGGUCCUGAGAUGGGCUGCGGGCCUCCCAGCCCUGCCUCCCACUCCCCCCACGUGGUCCCUCCCCGGGAAAGGGGCCUCCCCAGCAUCGGACUUGAAUUUCAGCUGCUGCCUCCUGCUGAAGUCUUCCAAGAUCUUCUCCCCGUUCACCCGGAGCACUUUGGUGGUGAUGGCAGCCACGUCUCCGGGCUGGAGCUUGGCCACAGUGUGGUCACAGGGCCCUGUGAAAAGGGACGAGCAGGGUCAGACCUCGCCCCGAACCCAGGUGCCCUGCCUUCACUGCCCUUAGGGACCUGGGCAUCUGCCCCUCUCACCUUCAGGCAGGAACAGUUUGAAUCCCACCAGGUCCUCUGGGUAGGGCACACCUGGGGAGGCCGAGCGCCUCUCCUGUGGGUCCUCAGACACGGGUUUAUCACACAAGACCAGAGUGGUGAAUGCCCUGCUGGUGGAGUUCGAGGAGACCUAGGGGCGGGGAGGCCGGGACAGGGAAUGAGAGGAGUGGACAAGGUCGAGAGCAGGUCCCACCUCAGGCAGGGAUCCCGGAGCAGCCGCACAGAGCCCACCAAUGCAGACCACGUCAAGCAGGCGGGUUGGGGAGCGGGGGAGGGCAGAGGGCACGAAGUGGUGGUGAUGGGAGGAGAGGAAGGCAAGAGGGAAGAUGAGGGCACUGCCGAGUGUAACCUGCUCCUCCCUCGGGCCCAGAUCCCCGGCAUCACCUGCAGGAUCACACCCAGUGCGUUGUGAUGCUCCUGAGUCUUCACAACCACCACCCUCCCGGCCGAGAGGGACUUCAGCCCGUUGACAGACUCCAUGACACGUCGCUGAGGAGCGGGGAUGUGCACACGGAUGAAGGAGGCAGUCAGGGAUGCAGGGACCAGUUCCCGGGCGCCCAGAGUGCCGCCCUGUCUUCCCCUCCUCCGUCUGCCCGCACCCCCGCUGACCUGGAUCAAGCUGCGGGUCUCUGUCAGCUCCUCUCCCCAGCUGUAAUACUCGGGCAGGUCCACCAGUUGGCCAGUCAGGUCAGGCUCCUCCAAGGCCCCCAGCUUCUUGGUUAAUUCAGCCAGAGCCUGUUCUUGGGCCUGGGCAGAAGCAAGGGCAGGUGUGAAAUGAGUCUCCAGGCUCAGUCGGCUACAUCCCCGCCUGCAGCCCGCUGGCCUCCGCAUGCCCACCUAUCCCCAGCCUGGCUUCCCUCGUCCAAUGUCUAGGCCAGGGUGCUGGUCACCCGACCCCUCACCUUGCUGUCCUUGCGGGACGGAAACUCGGAGAAGCUCCUCUUCAUCAUGUCCUCCACCCUGAGGGCGUCCACCCGCAGCAGGUUGAGGAUCAUGGUGUACGUGAGGCGGAACUGAGACUGCAGCUGCGAUGGUUUACCCUGCAGGGGGCGGGGAGAACAGGCUGGGCCCGCUGCUCCCCAGCCAUCCCUCUGCGGACCACCCUAGACAAGCUGCCCACUCACCGCUUCUGCCAAAUAAGGGAGCAGCACUGAUGGAGUCACAGGGCCCUGCUAGCGCCGCACUCAGUGCGGGAUAGAGCGAGACCAGGUCUCGCCCUGGGAUCUGCUCGCUCCCACGGGGCUUCCCGGGCAGAGGAAAUAGACAGAAAGGAGAGGGCAAGGGCCGGAGAGGCAGCCGCGGGCGGGCUGGGCCUGUGCCUCACCGUCAUCAUGCGGUGCAGGUCCACCAUCUCGGGCACGCGGCCCUUGCAGAGCAGGAUGACGGUGCCCGUGGGGUCCAGGCCCCUGCGGCCCGCGCGGCCCGCCAUCUGCACGUACUCCCCGGGGAGCAGGUCCCGGAAGGCGUUGCCGUCGUGCUUUCGCAUGGAGUCAAACACCACCGUUCGGGCCGGCAUGUUGACACCCAUGGCAAAGGUCUCUGUGGCGAACAAGACCUGGGACACGGGAAGAAAGAUCAGCACAGGCCACGCAGCCACCCCCCGCCUCACUAGCAAGGCCAUGUAGGCAGCUGGCGUGGUCCAGGUGGUUAACUCAGGAGCCCACUCCACUCAGGGCAAAUGGAUAGAGCGGGGACGACCACUUCCCUCAUUCAUUUACUUGGCUAUUCCUUUCUUGGUGCCCCCACAUCCCACCCCCCACUGUCAGUCAUCCGAUGUCUAAUGAGUAUCGUUUUGUGUGAAUGUGUUCUUAUACGUUGUCUUAUGUGCAUGUAAUUUGCAAUUCACAUUGAAAGCAGUUGUGUAUCUCCUGCGUCCUUACUUCUUUUCCUCCACAUGGUGUUUUCAGCACCCACUUUCCCUGUGGUUAUACCUAACCCCUCGCUUCCAACUGCGGCAGGACAGCGGGGAGCAUCCCUCCGGUUACCCGGCUGCUCUCCCCAGGGGGCAGGGACCGAUCCCUGCCAGACUAGCCAACAAAGAAAGAGCAGACCUGUUUCCCCCUGGCCCGGGUGAGGACUUCCUGUGGCUUAUAUUCAGGAAUGGAAUUGGGUCAGAGUAUGUUAUACCUGCUCUGGCCUAAGGAAAGCCAGGUACGCUCCGGACUGGCCGCCCUGUGCGAAGGGUCCUAGAGGCCUAUGCAGGCAGACCUCGCUCGGUUGCAAUUCGCAGAUACUGCGCGGCCAUCACCAUGGGGGCAAGACCCUCCAGCGAAAAGGUUACAAUUCACUGAAGGCUCAGAAGAUGGGGAGCAUUUGUAGCACUAUUCUCUAAAGUACGCACGUUGUUUUUAGACAUAACGCUUUGUACACUUAACAGAGUUCAGUAUGGUGUCGGCAUAACUUUUAAGUGCACCGAGAAGCCAAAAAACCCGUGUGACUCGCCAUAAUGCGACACUACGGCGGCCUGGGACCCAGCCCGCAAUGUGCCCGAGGUCUGCCUGCGGCUGUGGCAGCUUUUGGCACUAGCCAGUUCCCUAAGUUUCACCAUCUAAUCACUGAACUCUUAUCUCGUGAGUUUCAAUCUGCAUUUUUCUGAUGACAGCGUCUAUGCUUGCUAGCUUUUGGGGUUUCUCUUCCGAACGCAUCCCCGUUUAAGAUGAGGACCCUAAGGUCCGGGAGAUGAGGAAGCUGCCGCAGGGCCGCAGGGAGGGGCGGUGUGCACCUUGACCAGGCCGCGGCUGAAGAGCAUCUCCACAAUUUCCUUGAGAAUGGGCAGGAUGCCGCUGUGGUGCACGCCCAGGCCUCGGUGCAGGAGCUCCGACAUGUGCAGCACCUGCGGGGACCGAGACCGUGGUCAGGGAGGGGCGUCGAGCACCCAGCCCACCGGCCUCCGAGCCCAGGGCCCUCACACCUGGGGCAGCUGCCGGUCAGAGCCGCGGAGGCGAGCAAGGCAGCGCUGCAGGAAGAGGUGAAUCUCGCUCUUCUCUGAGCUCGUGGUGAGGUCCAGGGAGGUGAGGCCCGAAGCCUGCUCGUCACAGCGGCCCCGGGAGAAGGUGAACACCACCACGGGCAGCUGCGCACGGGUGCGGAGGGAGGCCAGGAGGGACAGGUACACACCGCGGUCCUGGGGAAGGGGGUGCAAAGGCACAGGUGGAGUCACCGGUGGGGGGAGAGAAGGAAGUGUCAGCGGGGGCAGCGCUCACAGCGCAAGUCCGAUGCCCCGGGGGACGAAGGAAGAGGCAGGUGGUGAAAGGUCUGGAGCCUGCUGGUCCUCACCUGUGCAGGCCCCCCCUGAUGCGUGGGCUGCUUGGCCCCAAAGGUCUGGGCGUGUUUGCUCAUCCUCUCCUUCUUGGCCUCCACUGCUGCAUAGUACCUGGGUGUGCGGAGGACGGCCAUCAGUCCCGCCCGCAGGGCCCAGCGCUGACCGCCCCCCCCCCCACUUACCCCUUUGUGUGGAAGGUGCCUCGCGAGUCCAGCAACAGGAAGAGCUCCCCCUGGGUCUUGGGGCUGUUCCCCGUGAAGAGAUAAUGCUCCAGCGGCACGGGGCGGGCGGCAGUGCUGACCACGUAGAUCUGGCGGCGCUUCAGUCGUCUGAGCGGGAAGGAAACAGGUCGGGUGGGGGGUGGGAAGGAGCAGCCCACAUCCCCACCCACUUUCCGCCUCUGGCCUCCCCCAGUCUUUUCUGGGAGCUGGACUGGGAGGCUGUCCCCGUCAUCGUAUCUCUCAACAUUCAAAGUGGUCUGGGCCCAAGUGGGCCAUGUUCCCCAGACCCACCCCAGCCCCCUCUCCCGCCACGGUCUGGCCACGCUCCCUGCUGUGGCAGUCCUCGCCCCCACCCCCAACCAAGGGAGGACCACAGCCCCUUCGCCCAGCACCCGGGACACACAUCUCACCCAAUCCAGUCAGCAAACUCAAGGGCGUUGGGGACAGUGGCACUCAGAAGGAUGAUGGAGACAUGGUCAGGGAGCAUGAUGAGCACCUCCUCCCACACGACCCCGCGCUGGGCAGAAAGGGAAGACAAGUCACGGGCAGCUCAGAGGGGCUGUCCUGCUCCUCCGCUUCCACUGGAGGGCAAAGGCAGAGAGGUUGCAGGGUGUGUGGCGGGGGCUGCUGAGCUGGCCCCACAGGAAAGAACUGCUGGUCUGGGCCCCACGGGCCUCCUGCUCCUUACCUCCGCGUCGUUGAUGUAGUGAACCUCAUCGAAGAUGACCCACUCCAGGUCCCGGAUGACGUCUGAGCCGCUGUACAGCAUGGAGCUGGGGGAGACCGCAGGCUGACUCCCCAGUGGCUCCUGUCUCUACCAACCCAGCCAACAGCUCCAGAGCAGCCUCGCCUUCCUGAGCCAAACCCACCCGUGCUGAGUGCCCAUCUCUCACCGAAGGAUCUCUGUCGUCAUGAUGAGGCAGGAGGCCUCUGGGUGCAGCUGGACGUCCCCCGUAAGCAGCCCCACGUCCCCGAAUGUGUUUCGGAAGUCUCGGAACUUCUGGUUACUCAGAGCCUUGAUAGGGGAAGUGUAGAUGGUGCUGGAAGAGGGUGAGGUUCGCCAGUCACUCCACACAGACUGCCGUCAGCACCUCGCCCACCCUGAGCCCUCCCAGCAGCAUGCCGCAGCGCUCAGGCGCCCCCCUUUCUUCACCCAAACAGCCCUCAUUCUCCUUCAUGACGUGAUCCCAGAAAAAUUCUGUCCCUCGACCCCUUCCUGAACUAAAUGCAUGCAGGUCAUGCUUCUAAACUCUCUCCCCACACCUUCUCGUUUCCUCCCAGGCCCGUCUCCAUUCCUCCCCCAACUCUCCCAUCUAAAAGAUGAAGUAAAGCCAGGCUGGCGUGGCCCAGUGGUUGAGCACUGACCUGUGAACCAGGAGGUCAUGUUUUGAUUCCCAGUCGGGCACAUGCCCGGGUUGCAGGCUCAACCCCAGGGUGGAGCAUGUAGGAAGCAGCUGAUCAAUGAUUCUCUCUCAUCACUGAUGUUCCUAUCUCUCUCUCUCUCUCUCUCUCUCUCUCUCUCUCUCUCUCUCUCUCUCCCCUUUCCUCUCAGAAACCAAUAAAAAUGUGUUUUUAAAUAAUGAAUAAAAGAUGAAGUAAGGACAUGGGAAGAGAGGAGCUUUAGAAAGGACGCGGGAGAAAGCAGGGAUGGCUGAGGAAGGGAAGGUGGUACCGCGUCAUGUGCUUCUGGGCAAGGGCAAUGGCGUAUUCGGCCACAACCGUCUUCCCUGCAGAUGUGUGAGCCGCCACAAACACCGAGUCGUGCCGUUCCAGGUGCAGGAUGGCCUGUUUCUGGAACACAUCAGGCUCAAAUGGCCACUGUGGGGGAGAGAACUAGAUGAGGGCUAAGGAAGGGGGAGGGGCCUUCCUACCUCUGGCUCCUGGGGCACGCAGGGCAGAAGGCCAGAGUGAGCGAGGCUGGGACUGAGGUCCAAGACCGGCCCGGAAGGCGUCUGGCCUCUGGCGAGGAGAGCGGACAAGGCAGGGGCGGGGAGGGGGCGGGGAGACGUGAGGCCUGGGCCACACUACCUGGAAGGCUGGCUGGGGAACGAGGCGGUAGAAGUCACCAACGGGGGAGGUGACAUCCACAGGAAUGGCCCACUGCUCCUGAGGGAGGGGCUUGGGGGGCUCUGAAGGGGACACAACUGUGGACGCUUCCUGGAAAAGUAAGGGGUGGGAGCGAUAAAGAUACAGCCAGAAAGCUCCCCAUGACCACUCCUCCCAAAAGAUGCUCCAGUCCCUCCCUCCCUUAGAUCCAAGCCAGCCAGCCCACCUCCCGGGGCCAAGGCCCCCUUCUUUCCCGCUUCAACCGCCCAGAAGCACCCACCUUCAACACUAGGUCCUCCAAGCUGCUUGCUCUGGCCACGGGAGCACUGCAGGGAGAGGCUGGAACAGUGUCUCCUCUGGUACCUCCUGGCUGUCCCACUGCCUCCCUCUCGUCUUCGUCGCCCCCACCCAGAUCCAGGGGCUCUAGCAGACGGCUGAGGCUGAGCAACCCAGGCGCUGGAGCUGGGUGAUCUGAGGAGCCAGGCAAAAAGGGAGACCCAGUCCGUCCAUCUCCGUUCUACAGGAGAAGGGCACCACUUCUACACGCCCAUCCCAGAACUCACCCUUUGGUGCAAAGUCCACACCUCUCUUGAAGCCAGGUGGAACGGUAAGGAGGUCUGCAGGGCAGGGACAGAGCGCGUCAGGACCACUGCGCACUCCCGAGCAAGUCACACGUCACACAGACUAAAGAAUGCCAUGCACAGCACGGGCGUUGUAGCGGGGGACAGCUGUAAUAGUUUUCCAACACGUGACCGUAACAUUUGUUACGGAAGGGGGACCUUUUCCUAACUUGAUCAAAGGCACGGAAGGGCUAGCAGCAGCCCAGUGCUAGGCCUGGGCCCCUUGUCCUCAGGGCCCGGACUUGGAGCCCUGCCUCCCAAGGGUGCAGCCUGGCACCACCUCACCUUUCUCAAAGUCUAUCUCCUCCUCAGCCUCCUCCCGGGUGCUCAGCUCUGUGAGGGUGGGCUCAUCCAUUCCACCUGGGGAGAGGUUGGACACGAGGAGUCAUGAGGGGGGAUAUGGGAACCCUUCCCUGGAGACUGAGGGCUCCCUCCCCUUCAAUCUCAUUCCCACAACAGUUACCUGGCCAGAAAGGGUACUGUGUUGGAUUCCCCCACAAGGACUGGGAGAUGGGCCCUGGUGGCCGGCGAAGAGAUAAGGAGGUGGUGGCCGACAGGUCUGUAUUCUCCAGCAGGACCUGAGGUGCGCGAGCAGAGCCGAGGCUGAGCUUGCCUCCGACCCGCCUUCCCCAGCCCCGCUGCUCGUGGCCCCUGAGCCCUUACCUCCUUGAAGCCCAGUAUCUGGCCCGUGGUUGGCUGUCUCUGGGCUUGCAGGUCGGAGGGGACUGGGGCCCCCAGGACAGUAAGGAGAGACCAAGGAUCCAUCUUCCUCUGCCACUUUCUAGAGAGAGAAGUAGCUUUCAAGUCUUCUUUCUCCUCUGUCUCAGCUCCCUCCAUGGGCCCACCUCCCUCGGCCAGGCCCCUCCGACGCCCACCGAGCUGAGUGCUCCAGGCCAUGCAGAGGCAGCCAGGCUGGCGACGACAGGAACCGCUGCUCGGCUUCGUGCUGCAGAUCUGGGGCACAGGGAGGGAGGCCGUGGGGAAGCUGGGGCCAGGCGAGAUGAGAGACAGGGAUGGGACUGGUGUUAGAGCAGAAACGGCAGAUGACCCAGACAGACUAGGACCAUCAAAGUGAAGCCAUGUUUCCCAAAGGCUGUGACACUUUCAGGGACAAAGGGCCUGCUGGUUAAUAGUACAGAUUUCAGAAGCUGGGGCUGGACCCAGGAAUCUGUGUUCUUUAAAAGCUGCCCCCCUGAUUAUGAGGCACCUGAAACUUGAGAAUCACCAGCUUUAGGGAAAAGGGCCCAGACCGAAAGAUGAAGCGUGGGCUGGCAUCUCAGCCACCAAGUGCUUGGAGACAGAAGGGCCUGCACGAGGACAGACACACUGGAAAGCGCAGUUGGGGAGCUAAGACACCCCCGGAGCGCCCCGCUGGUCCUCGAGGGGCCCCCACCCGGAGCAGCACUAGGCUGGAGUCUGCCCUGCACCAGGCCGGCCCGAUGGCAGGCGUCGACAGAAAAGCGGGUCAUGCUCGUCCUACUGUGAGGAAAGGGUUUUGAGCCCAGUGCGGGUCAAGGGUUAGGGUCAUAAGUCACUCACCGUGCUCUCCGGAGCCCCCGGCACAUUCCGCAGCGCCCAGCGCCCAGUGCAUCCCAGCUCCACAGCCCGAAGAGGCAGGUCCAGGGGGUCCGGGGGAGGCAGCACUACGGGAGGAAGAUCAGAGGUCAGGGGUCAAGGGUAGAUUCCUGUCUACUCCUUCGUUCCACCCCCGCCCGCUCACCGAGUCGCUCCGUCUCCAUCAUCUGGGAGCCACAGCAGCUGCCCCGCAGCCGGAAGUGCAGCGAGGAGCGGCGGUAAGCCCCGCCCCCGAGAGGGCGGAAGUGAAGGCGACUUCCGCCACCCACCGGCCGAGUGCCUGCGAGGGGCCGCCGGCUCCGGCUCCGGGAAGGCCGGGCGGAAGUGCCUGCGAGGCGGCUGCCGUGGGUGCCGCGCUCCCGCCCCUCGUACGUCAUCGCUCCGAGCCGGCGACCGUGCCCGCGGGCCGCCGCCCGAGACCGCGGCUGGGCUGACGCGCCACAGGAGCCACCAUGUUGGUGAUACCCCCCGGACUGAGCGAGGAGGAGGAGGCUCUGCAGAAGAAAUUCAACAAACUGAAGAAAAAG
Molecule: messenger RNA, 11280 nt
Organism: Myotis daubentonii (Daubenton's bat)
Lineage: Eukaryota; Metazoa; Chordata; Mammalia; Chiroptera; Vespertilionidae
Gene: DXO
Product: decapping exoribonuclease
Biological process (GO): nuclear-transcribed mRNA catabolic process; NAD-cap decapping
Cellular component (GO): cytosol; nucleus
Molecular function (GO): mRNA 5'-diphosphatase activity
Source: RefSeq, a predicted model, not a curated record